AGCGCCACCUGUAAUUAAACAAAAAUGGCGUGCUUGGGUUAGGUAUAUAAGCAGUCAAUUUUACAAUUUAUUAGUUUAAUGACUCGAAUAACGAUAAAUACAGUUAAAUGAAUUAAAACGUAGUGUUUAUUAUUGUAGCAUUUAAGCGUAAUCUGCAGAAAUCAUGGAAACCAACUAUUUAACCGCAGACCAUUUAGUUGGUUUUGACAAAUAUAAGUAUAGUUGCAAAGAUACGGGUCCCCUCAGCGUUUACGUUAUGCACCCCUUUUGGAACUGGUUAGUCCAAUUUUGUCCAAAAUGGGUUGCCCCCAACUUGAUGACCUUCUCAGGAUUUUUGUUAGCCGUAGUUUCCUUUUUACUCUUCACGUGGAAAGAUUACAGUUUUUAUGCCUCCGACCCGGACCAUCCCGAAUACCCUUCGUUACAGAGAUGGACGUACAUAGCAGCUGCUAUAUUUUUAUUUUUAGCGUAUACUUUAGAUGGUAUUGAUGGUAAGCAAGCUAGACGUACGGGCAGCAGCGGACCUUUGGGCGAAUUGUUUGACCAUGGUCUUGAUUCUUACACAGCUGGAUUAAUCCCAGUCGCUACAUAUUCCAUGUUCGGACGAGGCGCGAGAUACAGCAUCAUUCCAUUUAGAUUUUUCUUCAUAUUGUGGAACAUUAUAUUCAACUUUUAUUUGUCCCAUUGGGAAAAGUACAAUACUGGUGUCUUAUUCUUGCCUUGGGGGUACGAUUUUUCGAUGUGGUUCACCAUCAUAACGUUCACUAUUUCAGGGGUUUUGGGGCAUGAAAUUUGGCAGUUUUUUUUACCAGGUGGAAUCCCAGCAGGUCUCAUGUUUGAAAUUAUUGUUUACAGCACGGCAAUUUUCACCAACGUACCUGUAAUCCUUUACAACGUUUACUUUUCGUAUAAAACAAAGACUGGGUACAUGAGGUCGUUCAGCGAAGCAGUAAGACCCCUCGUGCCAGUUACUUUGUUCUUUUUGAUGACUUUAUUUUGGAUUUUAUUGUCACCCAGUAACAUUAUAGAACGAGAUCCUAGAGCGGUCUUCGUUAUAGUCAGUACUAUUUUUUCAAAUAUAUGUUGUCGAUUGAUUGUGGCACAGAUGAGUAACACAAGAUGUGACAUUUUUAACUGGUUAUUAGUUCCUACAUCUAUUUUUAUUUUAGUUUCUAUUUUGACAAACAAUUCCUCUCUUGAGCUGUUUUUAACAUACUCGUUGUGUGUUCUAUCAACAACUGCUCACAUACAUUAUGGUACCUAUUUGGUCCGUCAAAUGUGCAACCACUUUAGGAUCAACUGUUUUAGUAUAAAGAAAUCGUCAGAUUGACUAGCUGUAGAAAAUAUCUAAAUUCGUUUCAAGUGUUGUGUAUGCAUUUAUUUAUUUAUUUUUGCAGCAACCCCACUUUGGUAUCAUCACAAAUAGAAAAUGUAAUUAUUAGAAUUGAGGGCCACAUUUUUAACAACGUACUUUCAAAAUUUACAAAACUUUCACUUGAAAAUGUGGCACUCGGCUUUAUCCAAAGAAUAUUUAGUUUCACCAUUAAUUUUUAACUAUUUAUUGUGAUUAGGAUGAUCAAAAUACUCAGAUAUUGCCUGUACAAUUUUACUUUUUUAAUAAAGUUAACAAAGAUCA
Molecule: messenger RNA, 1636 nt
Organism: Zophobas morio
Lineage: Eukaryota; Metazoa; Arthropoda; Insecta; Coleoptera; Tenebrionidae
Product: ethanolaminephosphotransferase 1-like
Exons: 7
Coding region: 164-1330 (388 amino acids)
Biological process (GO): phosphatidylethanolamine biosynthetic process
Cellular component (GO): Golgi apparatus; endoplasmic reticulum membrane
Molecular function (GO): ethanolaminephosphotransferase activity
Source: RefSeq, a predicted model, not a curated record